Hydractinia symbiolongicarpus is the source of this 3058-nucleotide messenger RNA. RefSeq lists its product as uncharacterized. Gene Ontology annotation, molecular function: protein binding. The record is from RefSeq and is a predicted model, not a curated record. Bases 710 to 2617 code for a protein of 635 amino acids. The transcript is spliced from 3 exons. NCBI's taxonomy places the organism in Eukaryota, Metazoa, Cnidaria, Hydrozoa, Anthoathecata, Hydractiniidae.
CACUGUUUUUCGUUCUUAAUUUUUAAGUAAAGUUAGUAAAAACAAUAGAUACUUAAAUCUUCAUUAAAUUUUAUUUUCUUUUGUUAAUCUUUUGACGUCUGUAGUAAUUAAAUACAACAAUGGGACACAGGAAGUUCACAUGAGUUUAUUAAAUUUCGCAAACAAGACAUGAACUCUUUUGUUUUCAACAUGCAAAAAUAGCUCAUGUAUUUAACAAUAGGUUAGCAAAACAACGAAAGUUCUGAUGCUACCGAAACCCUGUGCAAAGGUGAUAACUAUCGUGUACAUGUAAAGUUACAUUCGAGCGGUAAUGUAUUGGUGUUAUCAUUACAGUAUACUUGCCAUUAUGUUUUUAGUCAAAGUUAUGUGGAGAACUUUUGGGAUAGAAGCCUCGAUGCAUUGUUGUAAUAAACUGUUAAUAAACUCUCUUGAUCCCUUGUUAGUGGUUAUUUUCAGCCAAUAUAGAAAUAGUCCAUAUAACUGAUUGCAAAGGGAAAGGCAAGUAAGGCAAAGAUCAAGUGGUUAUUAUCAUUUGGCACAUCUACUCAUCACUAUAAUUAACUUCUGGCUGAAAUUAACUGAUAGGCUAUGAUGUAACUUAUUCAAUCAAAAAGGAAAAUAGAAAAAAAGAAGUUCUUUUCCAGAAAGCAAAUGUACACAUAACAAAAUAGAUCCACCCCUAACCUUGUUGGUUUUUGUUUGUUAUUACAUGACCCCUCCUCCCCAGUAUUUUAUAAAUCCCCCAAAUUUAAUCCCCCAAAUUUAUGCUUUGUAUGUUAAAAAAAAUUAUACUUAUUAUAUUCAGAGUAUAAUUUACAAAUUAAAAUGUUUCAGAGUAAAUAAUGAAAUGAUAACUGAUUUGGCAGACGACUUAAAAAAGUUUUUCAAGGAAGAAAAGCUGAGUGAUAGAAUUUUGAGAAUUGUGGAAAUAGAUGAGAAUUUUUGUCAUAGUCAGAAACGAAAGCAUGCUACAGGAUCUGUUGAUCAACAAUGUUGCAAAAGGCUCAAACGAAGCUUUGAAAGUAUUCUAAAAGAAACUGAUGCAGCAGAAACCGAAGCUUCAUUAUCAUUAAUUCAGAGAGUUGUAAAAGAAAAUCAGUCCACUGUGUGUGUUUCAUCUUGCAAUAGGAAAAACGAGGAACUCUGUGACAAUGAUAAAAACUUAUGUCAUCAAGAAUCUGCUGUUGGGGUAACAAAUCAGUCUAUUGCUAAACAAAAUGUUAGUAAUACUAACCUGACGGAAUCAAAUGAACUGAAUAAUGUUGCAUGUUCGGAAAAUGCAAUUGUAAAUGAAGAUGAAGUUUGUCAUGCUGAAUUUCCUAUUCAUUCUAUUGUGCUUUGCAUCAAUAGUCAGUAUUUCAAAACGCUUCUUGUUGAUUCUGGAAUGAAGGAAAACACUAUGCCAACUGUCAGCGUAAAAGUAUCACAAGGAAAAGGGAGAUAUCUUGAGAUGUUAAUUGAGGCUUUUUACAAUAAGGAAGUUUUAAAAAAUGCUUCACUGGCAGAUCUAUUGAACAUAUUAGACAUUGCUGCAAGAUUUUCCUGUCUUAGUUUUAUUAAAUAUGGCUUGGAAACUUUAAAUGAAAAAAGUAUUAGUACAGUUGAUGAAUGUGAUGCCAUCCUGCAACAUAUCUCAAAAAUAUUUGAAGUUUUUAAUGAUGAGUGCAAAUACCAAUGUAUAAAGGAAACCUGUGUAAAGUUUCUGACGAAAACGUUUUUUCCAUUGGAAUUUAAACUUGCUGAACAGGACCUUUUCAAGAGGUUAAACUAUGCUACUGUGGUCUAUUUAUUGACUUCAAGCCAUGCCUUUACGUUAUCAGAAAACAAUACUUUUGUUUUUAUUUACCUUUGGUUAUUGCAUAAUAAGAAUUACCAAACUUCAGAUAUUAUUGAAGUACUUAUCACCAGUAUUCAUUAUGAAAGCCUCAGCAGUUUAUUUCUUUGUGAUCAGCUGUCUAAUUCAGAUCAAAUCCUAUCGAAAUGGACAGGAUAUUCUACAUGGUUAAUAAAUGUAUUGAAGUAUCAUUCGUUAACACCUGCUGCUAGGAGUUUAAGGGGAAUUAAAGGUAGCCCAACUCUAAUAAGAUUGGUAAAGUCUAUGAACAAUGCUCUUUCGAUACAAAAGCAUUUUGUGUACGAUCAAGAGAACUUUGGAUUUUGUGACAGGUCAAAUAAUUUCCUGGUUUGGAAUGGUCUUCAACUAAGCCCUGUACUUUCGCUAAAAUGCUUUGAAAACAAUAACUUUAUUCGAUUAAAGUUUUUUUCUGUAAAUGUAUUUUCACCAACUGAACAAGAAUUAAACUUUUACCACAAAUUUGAUAUAUAUUACUCUCUACUACCCGGAAACAUCAAUUUUAAAAACUCAAUGUUAGAUGACAAAAGAUUUGUGCAACGCUUUGUCAGGAAAGGAGAGGUACAAUUUAAGUCCAAGUGUACACAUAGUUUUCAUGCCAUCGCAAGAAUUGAAGAAGAUUUUAUGGCAUCUAUAGAACAUUAUGGACUAAACUUGGUUUUAUUUUUCAAAACAUCAACAUUUUCGUGGAAUAAGCUGGAAAUCUGCCACGUGAAGCCAUCGAAAAAACUAAUUUAUUUAAAGGAACUCAGCGAGAGUUCAUAGAUUUAUUUGCCAAAAAUUUACGAUGUGGUAAAUUAUUUAUUUAUUUUUUUAGUUGAGAAUUUAUUUUUUUGUAUCGCUUGUAAUACAAGUUUUAAAUUUGUUAUUAUUUUGAGUUAUUUCAUAUCUGUAAAUCAGUUAUUUUGUGUUAGACUUUUUAUCUAAAUUCGCCAUUAAAAUGCUAUUGAAUUGGUACACCAUGGUAUAAUUUGUUAAUUUUGUAAAAAGCAUCAGAAAAAACUAAAACCUUAAGGAACUAAUAUUUAUUUUUAGAUAUAUAUUUUAUUUAAUAUUUUUCAGAAAUUUAGUUUAAGUUUCAGAUAUUUAGUUUAAGUUUGAAAUAAGAAGUAUUUGUUUUGAAAAUAAUUUAUAAAAAAUAUUUGGUUAACAUGUAUUUAAAUAUAUAAAAAAUAAAAAAAUAUUAAUAGUUUAUACCAGAAACAA